AGCAACAAUAGUUGGCUUCUAUAAGUAAACCAUUCUGUACUUUCACAACAGUGCAUAGCCAUCUAGUCAUCAGCACCGGCUAUGAAGAUUGCCUGGUCUGCAGUAAUAACAGCUGCGCUGUUGCCGUUCUCUGCCUAUGCAGGCAUGUAUGGCCAGCCUGUUCUCCAUCUCGACUCCAAGACAUUCAAGUCCGUCAUGGCCAGUGAACAUGCGGCGAUGGUCGCCUUUGUGGCACCGUGGUGUGGGCACUGUAAAAAUCUCGGACCCGAAUACACUGCUGCGGCCCAAUCACUUUCGCCUCUGAUCCCAUUCUAUGCUGUUGACUGUGACGAUGCGUCCAAUCGUGGGCUUUGCGCUGAAUAUGGUGUUCAAGGAUAUCCAACUAUAAAAGGUUUCCCCAAGGCGGGGAAGGGAGCUGCUAAGGAAUACAAUGGUGAAAGGAAGAGGGGUGCGCUAGUGGAAUACGCGAAGGGGUUGGUGCCCGAGAGGGUCAAGAAGUUAAGAGUUCAGGGAGACAUUCAGUCUGAUGUGCAAGGUUUUUUGGGGGAGAAAUCUGAGCUUCCGCAUGUCCUUCUUGUCCACCCCUCGUCGCCUUCUAUUCCUUUCCUAUGGAAAGUUCUCGCUCACCGUUUCUCCAACAAGCUCCACCUCGGAUACGUACGAGAUACUACAUCACAUGAAGUUCUUUCAUCGCUCGGCAUUUACGACUCCGCAGACACUACUCGUGACGGUACACGAGUCGUCGCUUGGUCUCCCGGCUCUCAAAGCGGGGAGUUUGUAGAAUAUGAUGGUAUCCUUAAAUUCAAUGCCCUUCUGGAAUGGCUCCAAACCACUUUCCCUUCAGCCGCUCCUUCCAACGCCAAGCAAAGACCUGUCAAAGCUCCUCAACCGACCGUCAAAUCGACCAACAAGAGGCAGGAGCAGAUUCCUACCCAAUCCCAAAAUGAUGCCGCUGCCAGGAGAGCCAAGUUGGAAGAAAUGGAAAGGAGGGACAAGGCGAGAAGAGAGAAGGCCGCUGAAGCUGCAAGGGCUCAAACGAUGGCCACUGAGGCAGAACCCGAGAUAGAAAAGGAGGCUACUCCUGUGGAGGACGCGGCGAAUGCGGCCCCUGCUCAAAUGGUAGAAGAUACCUCUUUACCAGCGGAAGAAAUGGAAUCAAGACCUGUGCCCGAGGAAGCGCCUGAGGAUGAAGGGUCAGCGGGCGAUGUGGAGGUUGAGAAAACUGAAGUGGUUCAUGAGGAACUAUAAGCUUUUUGCCAGGGAUACAUGCAUUGCAUCUUGUAGUUUGGUUAGAGCCCGUCAUUCCCA
Cryptococcus deneoformans JEC21 is the source of this 1308-nucleotide messenger RNA. RefSeq names its product protein disulfide isomerase, putative. The transcript has 5 exons. Gene Ontology annotation, biological process: response to endoplasmic reticulum stress. NCBI's taxonomy places the organism in Eukaryota, Fungi, Basidiomycota, Tremellomycetes, Tremellales, Cryptococcaceae. The coding region runs from base 82 to 1248 and encodes 388 amino acids. Gene Ontology annotation, molecular function: protein-disulfide reductase activity; protein disulfide isomerase activity. Gene Ontology annotation, cellular component: endoplasmic reticulum lumen. The record is from RefSeq and is a predicted model, not a curated record.